AUGGCAUCAGAGGUCCACAUGACAGGCCCAAUGUGCCUCAUUGAGAACACUAAUGGGCGACUGAUGGCGAAUCCAGAAGCUCUGAAGAUCCUGUCUGCCAUUACACAGCCUGUGGUGCCUGUGGUGGUGGUGGCGAUUGUGGGCCUCUACCGCACAGGCAAAUUGAUGAACAAGCUGGCUGGGAAGAAAAAGGGCUUCUCUCUGGGCUCCACAGUGCAGUUUCACACUAAAGGAAUCUGGACGUGGUGUGUGCCCCAUCCCAAGAAGCCAGGCCACAUCCUAGUUCUGCUGGACACUGAGGGUCUGGGAGAUGUAGAGAAGGGUAACAACCAGAAUGACUCCUGGAUCUUCGCCCUGGCCGUCCUCCUGAGCAGCACCUUCGUGUACAACAGCAUGGGAAUCAUCAACCAGCAGGCCAUGGACCAACUGCACUAUGUGACAGAGCUGACACAUCGAAUCCGAUCAAAAUCCUCACCUAAUGAGAAUGAGAAUAAGGAUUCAGCUGACUUUGUGAGCUUCUUCCCAGACUUCGUGUGGACACUGAGAGAUUUCUCCCUGGACUUAUUAGCAGAAGGACAACCCAUCACAGGAGAUAAGUACCUGACAUACUCCCUGAGGCUGAAGCAAGGGCCACUUGGAAGAGAAGCAGGUGGGGCAGUAGUUGAGGUGUCUCUGCAGUUGAUUCGCAGUGAAAGGCAGGUUAUGAGUAUAGGGACAGCCCUUCAGCCAUAUGGUCCCCUCCCUACCCUGAGGAUAAGGACAUUUGAGAGAAGCCAAUGCUUUCCCUCAGGGUUCAACACGCGUUAUAUAAAUGCCAAGUUACUCAGGGGCGCACACGUGAGAGGGCUGGGGCCCGACACACGCGGUGUACUGCCGGUCACCGGUGUGGCGCGCUGGGGGGACACACCAAAGCCCCUGUCCCUCCCGCCUCUGGAACGCAGUCCCCGCUCUUUCCAGCUGCUCCGCGGGGCGUGUGGCUGUGCGCUGCCUCCUGCGGAUCCGAGGCUGGGCGAGGGGGCCGCGGUGGCCACAUGGCGCGCUCGGGGAGAUAGCAGCUGCGCUUUGUUUCCAGCAGUGAGAGGUGAGUCACCGGCUCCCGCAGCCCCAGAGCUGGGCAAACACUCAGGCCCAGGCAGCUGA
This is a messenger RNA of Mandrillus leucophaeus (drill), 1140 nucleotides long. Its product is annotated as interferon-induced guanylate-binding protein 1-like. The record is from RefSeq and is a predicted model, not a curated record. NCBI's taxonomy places the organism in Eukaryota, Metazoa, Chordata, Mammalia, Primates, Cercopithecidae. The transcript is spliced from 6 exons. Gene Ontology annotation, molecular function: GTP binding; GTPase activity. Bases 1 to 1140 code for a protein of 379 amino acids.